Messenger RNA from Drosophila mauritiana, 837 nucleotides. Its product is annotated as glycine-rich selenoprotein. The transcript has 3 exons. The coding region runs from base 136 to 462 and encodes 108 amino acids. Gene Ontology annotation, cellular component: Golgi apparatus; endoplasmic reticulum membrane. Gene Ontology annotation, biological process: calcium ion transport; endoplasmic reticulum calcium ion homeostasis. NCBI's taxonomy places the organism in Eukaryota, Metazoa, Arthropoda, Insecta, Diptera, Drosophilidae. The record is from RefSeq and is a predicted model, not a curated record.
UUGCAGCUGGUCCAUCCCUAGUAGUAUUUUGAGAUAUUUGUUGAACCUAAAACAUCCGUAAAAAAACAUAUAUCUCCGUUAAAUAGUGCAUUAAAUCGAGGGUGGCUGGAGCUUCCCGGAGGAUAGCGAGGCGCCAUGGUGUACAUCGACCAUAAUGGGCGCGUGUGGGAGAAGCGUCCGUGGGAUUGGCGACGGAUUGUGGAGCUAUUUGUCGGGAUAUGGUUUGCCAUUAAGCAGCUAUUCCUCACAUUCCUCGCUCCCUUUACGGGCAACGAUAACCAGGCCAACCCUCGUCGCGGAAAUGGAUGGGGAGGCGGUGGAGGAUGGGGCGGCGGCGGUGGAGGAGGUGGCGGCGGUGGAGGAGCAAGACCUGGAUCAGGAUCAGGAGGACUAAGACCAAACCGCCGGAUCGGCCGCAUUCAGCCGACUAUGAGCUGUAAUAUGCCCGCUGGAGGCGGAUGAGGAUAGUAGCGACAUCCGGUUCCCAAGACUCUUGGGAGGAUGUCGCGCCGACAGAAGGCUGGUCAUGUCUAGCAGCACCCUAAAUGGCCCAGAUAUCACGGUUUAUCCCGCCCACGUGGCACUUAUGACGCAGUUGUCUUAAACUCGGACUCGAGCGGGCAAUUGCUGAAUACGAUUGAUCACUGAUUCCUUGGCCGCUGCUUCGUGGCCGUCGUCGGUUCCAUUUAUCAACUAUUAGCUCCAAUAUAUGGCUACAGGUUUUUUUCCAUCGGUCUGCGGGUUUACAUUCGUUAAUUUACAAUUGCAAGUUCGAAGUCACAGUACCCAAAUAGGAUAGUUAUUCUGGUAAAAUACAUAAAUAAAUACCAACCAUAA